AUGUCAGGGACAGAAUUCUAUACAUGUAAAGAAGGGGUGUUAGAGUAUCUUGGAAUGGUUCCACAAGGAACUGAAUGUAAUGGGAAAACACUUACUUUUACAGACUGUUCAAUGCAAGAAAAUCAAGUUGUAUUUUCUACAACAGAUGGAUCAGUUCUUUUCUUUGAAUAUUCAACAUUAGAUCAACAAGCAAUUAUUCCAUUGAUUCAAAAUGCUAUUGAAUCAAUUAAGUAUACACAAAACAAUGGUAUGUUAUAUGUUAUUGAUACAAAUGGUACUUUCUUUUCUAUUGAAAUUAAUAAAACAUUAUUUAAAAUAAAAAAGUGUUAUGCUAAAGAAGAUCUUCAUUCAUUUAUUCCAAUUUUUGAUUCUAAAAGAAUACAAUUAAUACCAACACUAAAUGGAUGUUUAUUAUUAAUUAAUGGUAAUGUAUUAGAGUACAUUAAAGAUAUUCCAUCAUUAUAUCUUUACACUAUUUCUGAUGCUCAACAUGCAUGUUCAAUUAAUGGUAAAACAUAUGUUUGUACAUUAAAUGGAUUAUAUGUAUUUACUCAAUGUGAUAAUGAAUCAAUUCAAUCAUUUAAAUUAACUUCUCCAACACCUGCAAUUAAAACAUUAAUACAACCACCUCAAGUUGUUAUAUUUACUUUAGAUUCAGUUCAUUUAACACAAUUACCAGUAGUUCAUUCUAGACAAACAAUAAAUGCUCACAAACAAUUACCAAUUAAUUAUAAAUUAUCAAGAAUGUCACAUGAAUAUACUUUAAUCAACUUAGUUUUUGGAUCAGGUAAAUCUUUGUAUGGUAUUGAUUCUAAUGGAAAUAUUUUUUAUUCUUCAAAUAUUAAUCAACAAGAAACAACAUUAUUUGGUAAAAUUAAUGUUUAUCAACCAGGGUAUGCUCUUUCUUAUAUUUUACCAAAUAAUUUAUAUGGGGUUUUUGGUAUGGGUGAAAGCCUUGAAGUUGCACACCUUGAAACACAUCAACACGUUACUACUGCCUAUCUUUCUUCUGAUAAAAAACCUGAUGAAUGUAUUACUUGUAUUGAUGGAAAUAAACUUGACCAAUCCAUUUUUGCUGUUGGAUUUUAUAAUGGAAUGGUCGCUACUAUUAAUACAGAAAAAGUAUUAUUUAAAACAUUGUAUAGCCAUUCUCAUAGAGUUGUAACAAUCAAAUACAUUGAAAAUACAAUUGCUUCAUUAGAUGAAGAUGGAAAUUUCAUUAUGGAAGAUAAUCAAGGUAAAAUAGCUAAUAGUCCUAUUAGUUUUGAUGUUUUUGGAAUGACGUUAUUAGUUGUAGAAACUAAUUCAGUACAACUCAUUAGUCUCAAUGAUUUAAGUGUUGUAGCAUCAUGGGAGAUUAAUUCCAAUAUUAUUGAUGCAAAGUUUUCAUGUGAUGGUAUGCAUGUUGUUGUUGUUUCCAAAGAACGAAUCGUUAUUUUAAAAAGUAAUGACUUGGGUGUCUUAAAUUACAUUUCAGUUAGUUCAAUGUUAUCUACUUUAAAAUUAAACGCUGAAGUUCAUUGCAUGACAAUCUCAAGAGAAGUGCCAUGCCAAUUUGCAAUGUCUCUAACUGGAGGAUAUUAUAUUCUAAUUGAACCAAAGAAUUAUAAAGAAUGGAAGUAUUAA
Molecule: messenger RNA, 1626 nt
Organism: Entamoeba dispar SAW760
Lineage: Eukaryota; Evosea; Mastigamoebida; Endamoebidae
Exons: 2
Coding region: 1-1626 (541 amino acids)
Molecular function (GO): protein binding
Source: RefSeq, a predicted model, not a curated record